AUGACUCCCACUUUCUCCGAAAUCUCUUGCGAGGCGUGUUCUUCCACUGCAAUGGCGACAGACGAGCCAGAUUUCACUCAGGGUGGCAACAAGGGGACGAUAGCAGCCAGUCAGUUUGAAGUUGCAGCCGACAAUGACAUCUUCAGAGGGAAUCAUGCCGCCCAGACUGCCAACGACCAUGAACAGAAUAUGUCCAUGAGAUACGCCAUGAAAUACUACAGCAUCGCCAUAGUUUGGGCUGCUGUGAUGGCUGCUCCAAUCAUCAUGGAAGCCUACGAAACGGCAAUGGUGCCAACGUUCUUUUCCUACAAGGCAUUUCAGAAAAUAUUUGGUUACAGGAAGCCUGGCACAGACGAAUAUUUUAUUCCGACUUAUUGGCAAUCUGGUAUCACCAUGGCUGCCUCUUUUGGUCAACUUGCUGGCCUUUAUUUGGCACCUCAUGUCGUCAACCAUAAGGGAUACCGCGUCUGCAGCGCCGCCGCAUUCAUCUGUGCUGGGCUCUUUCUCAUGCUUGGCUUUUGGUCCAUGGACACAGGUCGUGGUUUGGCUGUGUUUCUGAUUGGCGAAAUGUGUCUGGGCGUGCCUUGGGGCAUGUUUCAAGGCAUCACGCUUCCUUAUGUUUCUGAUAUCACACCGCUCAAGCUGAAGGGCCCGGCAACGACCAUGAUCAAUGUCUUCUGGCUUAUUGGCCAGAUGAUUUCAGCAAGUGUCAUGAGCGGUGCGUCUGCGAUUGGCAGCUUGGAAUGGAGUGUCAAAACCCCAAUGAUUAUUCAAUAUGCUUGGCUAAUUCCUCUUUUGGCUCUUGUUUUCAAGGCGCCUAACAGCCCUCUCUACCUGAGUCGAAAGGGGCAAGAUGAGCAGGCUAGAGCAACUCUCCGGCGACUCAACAAGGACCCCCUGUUCAACGAAGAUGGAGCCCUCGCUAUGAUCCGCGCAGUCAAUCUUCACGAGAAGAAGACAUCAACAGAUAUGGGGCUUACGGGAUGUUUCCACGGUAUCAACCUGCGACGAACGGAGAUUGCUGUAGUUAGUUAUGUUACGCAGCAGUGGGUUGGCACGCCUCUCAUGUUUUAUUCAGUCAAGGUCCUCCAGAAAGGCGGUCUAUCGCAGGCUUCUUCACUGUAUCUCACUAUUGGCAUGUACGGUCUUUGCAUCAUAUCAACAGUGUCGUCGAUGGGGGCGAUGCGAUUUUGGGGACGGCGAAGCUUGUGGCUUUGGGGAUUAUCUGGCGAAAUUAUGUGUCUGGGCGCCAUUGGCACUUUGUCGUUUUUUCUCGACAAGCACGAUGAGAAGAAGUCGGGGCUUCCCUGGGCCAUUGCUACGUUCCUGAUUCUAUAUGCGGCCAUCUACAACUUUACAAUCGGACCGGUUUGCUAUACGAUUGUGGCGGAAACGCCAGCUACUAGACUCAAGGCUGCGACCAACUCGCUUUCCCGUGCAAUUUACAUAGUUUUUUCCGUGGCGAACUUGUACCUCGUUCCGAACCUUUUGGAGAAUGCGCCCGUUGGAUGGGGUCUCGGGACCAAGGCAGCUCUGGUUUGGGCGGGCUCAGCCACGGUUUGUCUGAUUUGGGCUUUCUUCCGCCUGCCAGAAACGAAGGAUCGCAGCCCUGCCGAGGUCGAUCUUCUAUUUGAAAGGAACAUCAGGGCUCGCGACUGGUCCAAGGCGGUUGUGUAA
Messenger RNA from Metarhizium brunneum ARSEF 3297, 1677 nucleotides. RefSeq names its product Maltose permease MAL61. NCBI's taxonomy places the organism in Eukaryota, Fungi, Ascomycota, Sordariomycetes, Hypocreales, Clavicipitaceae. Gene Ontology annotation, cellular component: membrane. Gene Ontology annotation, biological process: carbohydrate transport; transmembrane transport. Gene Ontology annotation, molecular function: carbohydrate:proton symporter activity. The record is from RefSeq and is a predicted model, not a curated record.